Messenger RNA from Fomitopsis serialis, 1626 nucleotides. RefSeq lists its product as uncharacterized. NCBI's taxonomy places the organism in Eukaryota, Fungi, Basidiomycota, Agaricomycetes, Polyporales, Fomitopsidaceae. The record is from RefSeq and is a predicted model, not a curated record. Bases 1 to 1626 code for a protein of 541 amino acids. The transcript has 13 exons.
AUGAUAUUGCUCGCAGUAGCGACAGAGAUUGCGUUGCAUUUCUCCAAUAGACAACAAGGGUUUGCCGUUCCACAGAAGAAUGUCUUCACUUUCGUACCCGCGUCAUUCCUGCUUUCAUUCUUCCCCAUCUUAUUCAUCGUACCCCUCGCCAAACUGUGGGCGGGCGCAAACUGGGGCAUUCAAACAUUCCAGGCGAGCUUUGAGACCCCACCAUAUGUCGUGCUGUCGAAGGGAGACGGGCAGGCCGAGGACACCAUCCUCCUUGAUUAUAUGGCAUUGAACAACUGGGAAACUCUGCUCGUAUCGACGAAGCGAAAACACUGGCUCGUCCUCGUGUCGCUGAUGACGGUCUUUGUUACGAGCUUCAUGCAGCCGCUCGCUGGUUCUGUGUUCACGCUAGCAACUCCGGAGCAUCGACAAGAGAUCAUCCUUCAAGCUCAGCGAGCACUUGGUCUUGUUUCGACCUUCAAUAACCUGAAUGCUUUCUCCUCGGCUGCGGGUUUUACAGACUCGAAGAUUUAUCAAGGCCUUCCGGACCCACCAUUCGUUGCCGGUCAAUGGGCUGUAGCCCAGUUUGAGAUCCCACAAACAGAUGACGCCGCCGCCUCCGUCGAAGCCGAAGUCGAUGGCAUCGCCACCCACCCGCUCUUCCCCCAGUUCCAGUUCAGCGCCGUGCUCCCUGACGGAUGCACCGGCCGCGUCCAGUUCAACCCGGACGACUCCAACCAGCAGUACGGCGUCGUCCAGGUCGACGCGGCGAGCUGUGGCGUCGACAGCGACACUGACAUCCAGCUCCUGCCCGUGAUGUUCUGGUUCUUCCAUUCGGCGCUGGGCGGGCAGGGGCAGAACGUUACGAGGGCGAAGGGGGUCAUUUGUCGGCCGUUCAUGAAGGUUCAGACGGUCUUGGCUACUGUGAACACCAGCACGUCUGCCCUCACAAGCAUCAAGCCGCUUGCGGAUGUCACUCAGACCGACAACAACGUCACGGGGCAGCCCCUGAAUGGCCAACCGUUCAAUGGUGUGAUCUUCCCGCAGGCGAACAAUACCUUCGUUCAAUCCAGAGCCCUCACCAUCUCGAUGGGGCUCCCGGGGACCAUCUACCGGAAUGCCUCGCUGACGCCGGACUUUGGGGAUUUCUUCGAGGACGGAUCGACCAGCUUCUUGAGCCUGACGUCAUCGGUAUACUCGACAUACUUGUCGGUCAUCGCGAAGACGGUGUACUUCGUGCCCGCAGACUCCUCCCUCAACGCAACCCUCAUCAACCAUCUAUCUCGGCUCGUAAUCGAGCCCUUGGCUGCGCACGGACUGGCGGCGGUCCUCCUCGCCGUCGGCAUCGUCGGUAUGCUUGUGCACCUCCUCCACAGGCAUGCGCGCCGCGAUCUUUACCUCACGGCGCCGCCGGGGUCCAUCGGCGCCUCCAUGGCGCUCGCAUUCCACGCCGGCUUCGGGGCCUCUCUCACGCCGUACGACGACGGCGAGAGCAUCGGGCGGAAGCUCAGGUCGAUGCGCUUCAGCAUGGACCGGCGGACGGGCGCGAUCCUCGCGGAGGAGGUUGACGAUGGAGAUGCGGUGACGCCCUUGACGCGGUCCUCGGAGGAGACACUGAAGGGCUAUAAGGAUUACUGA